UCCUUUGAGAGAUUUCUCCAAUUGUUAUAAUUUUAGUAUACAUUAUUCUAGUGAGUCCAUAUUUAUGCAAAAUUGAUUGUAUUACAAAUAUUGUAAGCCAGUUGGAAAUUAGAAUUUUGGACAAUGGUGUAAAAAAAACACUCUCAAACCUAAACCUUCUCUUUGACAACUUGCUGUGGGGGUUCUUGUCGUAAUUAAUUACGAAUUAUGUACAAUGAAGGAAAAGAUGAAGUCUUGACAUUAUCAACAAUGUAGGAUAAUGUGCAACCAUUAACGUCGUGUUGAUGUCGACCUUUGCUCAGAAUGAUUAACCUUGCUUGCCCCUCGUUUCUCAAAGCGACAAAAAGAGAAAUAGUUCUGAUUAUCUACGUUGCCCACCCGAAGAAAUGCUAUUGUUUCAGAGACACCAGCAUUAUCCAUGAGGAACAAUUGAUUAAACAGAGCAAACACACAUAAUAGAAUCAUAGAGAGAUACAGCAUUGAAAGUGGACCUUCAGGCCACAGUGUCUGUGCGUGCUAUCAAGCACCCAUUCACACUAAUUUUAGUUUAGUUUAAAGAUACAGUGUUGAAACAGGCCCUUUGGCCCAUCGAGUCCACACUAACUAAUGAUCCCCAUUCAUGUGCACUAUCCCACACACAAGGGACAAUUUUACCAAAGCUAAUGAACCUAUAAACUUGUAUGUCUUUAGAGUGUGGGAGGAAACCGGAGCACCCAGAAUAAGCCCACGUGGUCACAGGGAGAACCUACAGGGAGAACUCUGGACAGACAACACCCAUGGUCAGGAUCAAACCAGGUCUCUGGCUCUGUAAGGCAGCAACUCUACUGCUGCACCACAGUGCCACCCUCUCUACAUUAAUACUAUAACUUCCACACUGAAUUCAGUUCAGAUCCAGACUUAGCAGCCUGACCUCGUAGUGCAAGUAAGAUAUAACAUUCACCAUCAGUUUCAAAAAUAUAAACCAUUGGACAGUGGGACAAGUUAGAAUGCGGAAGGAUGUCGAUUUGCACAUGACGUUUGAAGGUCGUUUGUGGCAUUUAAGAGGCUUUUAAAUGGGCACAUUGAUGUGCAGGGAUUGCAGAGAUAUGAAUCACGUGCAGGCAGAGGAGAUUAGUUUAACUUGGUGCCAUGUUCAGCAUGGAUAUUGCGAGCUGAAGUGUUCCAUUUAUGUGCUGUACAAAUCUAUAUUCUAUGUCUAUGUGCCCAGUUAGUAUCAGUAAGAAAUGUCAUUUAAAAGACCAUUACUUAUAUUUGCAAAUCUGUACAGAUGUGCUAAGAUGUGAAGUACGGUUCCCAUGAUUGCAGAGUAUAAAACUAUGUGCGACACAGAUAGGGGAGAGAAUCUCAACCUUUUUUCCCAGGCUGGAAAUGUCCAACACCAGAGGGCAUAGCUUUAAGGUGAGAUGGGGAAAGUUUAAUGGAGAUGUGAGGGACAAGAUGUUUACACAGAGAGUGGUGGGUGCCUGGAACAUAUUGCCAUAGGUGGUACUGGAUGGAGGCAGAUAUGCUAGAGGUUUUUAAGAGGCUUUUAGAGAGGAACAUUGAAGUGCAGGAAAUAGAGGGAUAUGGGUCGUGUACAGACAGAUAAGAUCAGUUUAACUUGGCAUCAUGUUUGGCACAAACAUUGUGGGCCGAAGGGCCUGUCCCUGUGCUGCACUGUUCCAUGUUCCAUGUUCCAAGUUCCAUGUUCCGUGUUCCAUGUUCCGUGUUCCGUGUUCCGUGUUCCAUGUUCCAUGUUCCAUGUUCCAUGUUCCGUGUUCCAUGUUCUGUGUUCCAUGUUCCAUGUUCCACCUUCCAUGUUCCAUGUUCCAUGUUCUAGGACUACUAUUAAACAGCUACUAGUCCUGUCCAGAUUGAGAAUCUUUGGUUCCAUAAUCAAGAGGUUCCAAUGACAAGAAGGAAGAAAAAUUGGAGACAAGAGUUCAAGGAACAAUUUUAAGAUUGGGAGCUGAAUUUGGUAUUGAAUUAGACACUUUGAAACCUGAAACUGAAAUUAAAUUGCUGGAAACACUCACCAGGACAGGGAGCAUACGUGGAGAGAGAAUCAGUGUUAAUAUUUCCACAUAUCAUCAUCAGAACAUUAACUGUGGCCUUAAAGUUCAUUACUUAAGUUAUAGGAGCAGAAUCUGGUCAUUUGGCCCAUCAAGUCUCCUCAGCCAUUCAAUCAUGGCUGAUCAAUCUUUCUCUUUCUAGUCCAUUCUCCUGCCGUCUCCCCAUAACCCCUGACACCUGUACUAAUUAAGAAUCUGUCAAUCUCCACCUUAAAAUAUCCAUUGACUUGGCUUCCACAGUCUUCUGCGGCAAUGACUGAUUCACCAUCCUCUGACUAAAGAAAUUCCUCCUCAUCUUCCUAUCGAUAUGCCCUUUUAUUCUGAGGCUAUGGCCGCCAGUCCUUGACUUUUGGAAAAAUUCUCUUCACAUCCACUCUGUCCAGGUCCCUCACUUUUCAAUGUUUCAGUGAGGUCCCCCCUCAUUGUAUACACUGGAAUUUAGAGGGAUUUGUAUACACUGGAAUUUAGGAUGAGAGGAGAUCUUAUUGAAACAUAUAAGAUCAUUAAGGGAUUGGACACGCUAGAGGCAGGAAAGAUGUUCCCAAUGUUGAGGCAGUCCAGACCCAGGGACCACAGUUUAAGAAUAAGGAAUAGGCCAUUUAGAAUGGAGAUUUUUUCACCCAGAGAGUUGUGAAUCUGUGGAAUUCUCUGCCUCAGAAGGCAGUAGAGGCCAAUUCUCUGGAUGCUUUCAAGAGAGAGUUAGAUCGAGCUCUUAAAGAUAGUCAAGGGAUAUGGGGAGAAGGCAGGAACGGGGUACUGAUUGUGGAUGAUCAGCCAUGAUCAUAGUGAAUGACGGUGCUGGUUCGAAGGGCCAAAUGGCCCACUGCUACACCUACUGUCUAUUGUCUAUUAUCUAUUGUCAUCCUUCUAAUCUCCAGCGAAUCCAGGCCCAGUGCUGUCAAAUGCUCAUCACAUGUUAGCCCAUUGAUAGAAUCAUCGAGAUAUACAGUGUUGAAACAGGUACUUCGACCCAACUUGCCCACACCAACCAACAUGCCCCAUCUACACUAGUCCCACCUGCCUGCAUUUGUCCCACAUCCAUCUUAACCUGUCCUAUCCACGCACCUCUCUAAAUGCUUCUUAAACAUUAAUCUUUUUACUUUAUGUUCCUUUCUUUGAAAACUGGGAGAAAUUAUGUCUAGUUUUCAGAAAAAGUGGAUUAGAUAGGUUAAUUUCAUACUGCAUAGGAAGAGAUUAUUUGGCCCAUGAAAAACCUUAUUACAUCUCACUCAGCAUAAUUGACCCCACUCACACUGGUGAAUUAGACUGACAAUUCAAUAUUAAACAGUCACGUGCAGACCUCUGCAUGGACACGAGAUACACUGAGCUAAAUACAGUGGUUGCUCUGACCUGUUUCAAUCACAUUUUAUAAAAAGCAUAACGUGCUGGUUUGUAGGUUAAUUGGCUUCAGUAAAAUUGCUCCUGAUGUGCAGGGAGUGGAUGAGAAAAUGGGAUAUAAUUGAACUGGUGGGAGAAUCUAAGACCAGCCUCAGAAUGAAAGAACAUACCUCUAGAAAGGAUAUGAGAAGGGAUGUCUUUAGUCAGAGGGUGGUGAAUGUGUGGAAUUCAUUGACACUGAAGGUUGUGGAGGCCAAGUCAUUUGGGUAUUUUUAAGUUGGAGAUUUACAGAUUCUUGAAUUGUACCGAUGUCAAGAGUUAUGGGGAGAAGACAUGAGAAUGGGGUUGAGUGGGAAAGGUGGAUAAGCCAUGACUGUGCCAAAUGGCCUAAUUCUGCACCUAUGUCUUAGGAACAGUGUGAAUUGGUGAUCAAUGGCCACAUGGACUCUGUAAGAUGAAGGGCAUGUUUCCAUGCUGUUUCACGAACACUAAAACGAAAAUUAAAUAGAUCGUACAUUCAUUACCCACACAUCAAACAGCUCUGGACUUUCAAAGUUUUAAACCUUAUGUAUGUUUUUUAAAAAAAAACAAGCACAUUUGCACUCUAGUUUAAUUGAAAACCAAAAGUGUGCCAAUUUAUGGAAAUGUUAGUGUUGGAAGUGUCAGGCAAUUUAAAUACAAACGAAAAUGAGCAUUCUGUACAUCACUGUUAAAGAGACAAUGCCAUUUUUAAAAUAAGGGAUAUUUGGGGAAAUUAGCAGAAUAUGUCCCGACAUAGCGACAUUUACUACCGAUACUCUCGUCUCAUUGUAAAAUAAACCAUUGUUUAAUCUUGACACAUUUCAAUAUUCAUCCCACAUAACACAUUUGAAUGAGGCUAUGUGGCACUGCAGUCGAAGGGUUAAAUAUAUUGCCUGCUCCGCGCAUCAAAGCGACGGACUGGUAAUAAUUGUGAUUGAUAUUUAGUGUUAGACGCGGUGUAAAACGCAACGCUCUCCCGAGCGCGCCGCUCCCUUUGCUUCAGGUUGAAUCAGCGGUCGUGCUGCUGAUGGUCUCGGAAGACGGGGCAGGCAAGGUCUGCGCGGUUUGGCUGGCCAGGGGAGGAUAGGCAGAGGGAGAGAGAGAGAGACAGUUCGCAAAUGGUUAAGCCACGGGUGCGGAGCACUGAUCAGUCUUGCCGGGCGGGCUAGCGUGUGACUAUGUAGACCACUGGCGUUGGCUGCACCCAGAGACUCCGAGAUUUGGACUGGAGAGAGACUGGAUCGUGGUUGUUGAAGGAGCCGCUGUUUGCUUUGAAUGUGAUGUUCCCUGUGCUUCAAUCGCUGGAGUAUCGGUGCUGAUGCUGAGCGCCCUCUCUCACUCUCUGCAACUCCGCACCCGUGCUAUUUCAUCGCCCGGGUUCGCUCGGCGCUGCCUGCCAUCUCUCGCUCACCCUCCGCACCUAUAGAAAAGUUUCACCCUGUGUGUGUGUGUGUGUGUGUGUGGCGUGGACAUCCUUGUCACAGAGAGAGAGGAAAAACGAGGGAGAGAGAACCGCAGUUUCUUCAACAGGCGCCUUGCCUUGUAUUGCAUCGGGGAUUCUUAUCACAAACGCUCGCCGCUGCCUGGAAACGCACUUUUACUGCUAAACUGAGGGAUUUCCUUUUUCCACUCCGCUUUCUUGUUUUGCUUCUCAAUUUCCAUUUUAUUUUGCAAGCCUCUUUUUCUCCAGUGACUGGCUCAGUUUCAAGACGAGAGCAUUUGAAGUUAUCUUUCCUCACUCAGCCGAAUGGCGUUGCCGGCUCCGUCUGAAAUUGGAUUAUAACCAGAUUGUUUUUUUGUGUUCGUUGGUGUUGCCGAUAUUUGUUUAAAAACAUACAAGAGGGUAGAGGAGGUCUGAGUGACUCUUUUUCCUGGCCCUUUUUUUUCUGGGCAGCGGAUAAAAACAAAAUCCUGGAAGGUUUUGCGUUGCCAAUCAAUCGGAUUGCAGAGAGAGAGCGAGAGAGACGAGAGGGAAAAGAAUAUAGAAGGGAAUUUAGUGGGAGAGAAGGUUCCCGCUUAUAUACGCUUCCCCUUCCCUCUCUCUUCCACUCGCGUUUCUGCUCCCGGAAUUAAAGACAACGGCCACCGAUUGAGAGACGACGGCGGUCGGGAAACCGGGAGAAUAACGACCUGAAGGGGUGGCGAUGGAAGUUUACCCGGUGAUCUUGUUCGUGGCGGCGACCUGGUGCCUUCACUGCACGGUAGUUGUGACUGCGGAUUCCAUCAUUCACAUAGGGGCAAUUUUUGAUGAAACGGCCAAAAGGGACGAUGAAGUAUUUCGACUGGCUGUUACUGACCUCAACACCAAUGAAGAAAUUCUUCAGACAGAAAAAAUUACAUUUUCCGUCACAUUUGUGGACAGCAACAAUCCUUUCCAAGUUGUGCAGGAAGCAUGCGACUUGAUGAAUCAGGGCAUACUAGCCCUCGUCAGCUCAGUCGGGUGCAUGUCGGCUGGGUCUCUGCAGUCCCUGGCAGACGCCAUGCACAUCCCACACCUCUACAUACAAAGGACGACUUCUGGAUCACCGAGGAGUGGCUGUGGCCCCACCAGGACCAACAGGAAUGAGAACUACACCCUGUAUAUCCGUCCGCCCGUCUACCUGAACGAAGUCAUCCUCAAGGUCAUCUCUGAGUUCGCCUGGCAGAAGUUCAUUAUUUUCUAUGAUAGCGAUUAUGAUAUCCGUGGGAUUCAGGAUUUUCUGGACAAAGCCUCCCAGCAGGGAAUGGACGUUGCCCUGCAGAAGGUGGAGAGCAACAUCAACAGGAUGAUCAGCACCAUGUUUGCCACCAUGCGUUUGGAAGAGAUGAAUAGGUAUCGCGACACCCUACGACGCGCUAUACUCUUCCUGAGCCCACAGACUGCAAAGGCCUUCGUCUCUCAGGUCGUCGACUCCAAUCUCGUCGCUUUUGACUGUCACUGGAUCUUCAUAAAUGAGGAAAUGAGUGAUGCUGAUGUUGAGGAACUGGUGAGACGGUCGAUUGGCAGGUUGACGAUCAUUCGACAGACCUUUCCCUAUGUUUUAAAUGGCACUCAAACUUGUUUCCGUGGUAAGCACAGAAUCUCUCCAUUACUGUGCGACCCCAAAGAUCCUUACAAGCAGAAAAUGGAGAUUACCAACCUCUACAUCUAUGACACCAUUAUUCUACUGGCUCAUGCCUUUCACAAGAAGCUGGAGGACCGGAAGUGGCACAGUAUGGCCAGUUUGACGUGCAUCAGGAAGAACUCAAAGCCUUGGCAAGGUGGACGCUCCAUGUUAGAGACCAUCAAGAAGGGUGGAGUCAAUGGAAUGACAGGCUUUCUGCAAUUUAAAGAUGACGGUGGAAAUCCAAACGUGGAAUUUGAAAUUCUGGGAACGAGUUAUGGAGAGGACUUGGGAAGAGGAAUCCGCAAGCUUGGCACUUGGAGCCCGGACUCCGGGUUGAAUGGAUCACUGAUGGAUAAAAAGCUGGAAAACAAUAUGCGGGGUGUGAUGCUCCGUGUUGUAACGCUACCGGAGGAACCUUUUGUUAUGGUAUCCGAAAACAUUCUUGGAAGAACAAAGAAAUAUUAUGGUUUUUCAAUCGAUGUCCUGGAUGCCUUGUCAAGUUACCUUGGUUUCAAAUAUGAAAUCUACGUGGCCCCUGAUCAAAAGUUCGGCAGUCAGCAGCCUGACGGAAACUGGAAUGGGCUGAUCGGUGAACUCGCCUUCAAGCGAGCAGACGUGGGAAUCUCAGCCUUGACCAUAACUCCAGAGCGGGAGAGCGUGGUGGACUUCACCACCCGAUACAUGGAUUACUCAGUUGGUUUCCUGCUGAAGAAGGUGGAAAAGUCCGUCGACAUGUUUGCCUGCCUGGCACCCUUUGACAUCUCUCUCUGGGCAUGCAUUGCUGGCACGGUGAUACUGGUGGGAUUACUGGUGUACCUGCUCAACUGGCUCAACCCACCCAGGCUGCAGAUGGGCUCCGUCACAUCCACCACCCUGUACAACUCAAUGUGGUUUGUCUACGGCUCCUUUGUCCAACAAGGUGGCGAAGUUCCUUACACCACCUUAGCCACUCGGAUGAUGAUGGGAGUUUGGUGGCUCUUUGCACUGAUCGUCAUAUCCUCGUACACAGCAAACCUGGCGGCAUUCCUCACCAUCAACCGCAUUGAGAACUCCAUCCAGUCCCUGCAGGAUCUCUCAAAGCAAACAGACAUCCCUUACGGCACAGUGAUGGAGUCGGCUGUGUAUGAGCAUGUCCGAGUGAAAGGAAUGAACCCCUUUGAGAGAGAUAACAUGUACGCCCAAAUGUGGAGGAUGAUCAACAGAAGCAACGGGACCGAAACCUCGGUGAAGGAUUCUCAGGAAGGCAUUGAGAGGGUGAAAGCUGGAAAUUAUGCCUUUGUGUGGGAUGUGGCGGUGUUGGAAUACAUUGCCUUGAACAGUCCGGACUGCUCUUUAUUCACCGUUGGCAACACACUGGCAGACCGAGGAUAUGGUAUCGCCCUCCAACAUGGCAGCCCCUACAGAGAUAUCUUUUCCCAAAGGAUCCUAGAGCUUCUACAACACGGAGACCUUGACAUCCUGAAGCACAAGUGGUGGCCAAAGACGGCGCAGUGUGACAUCUCCACCCCAUCCAGGGCUCAGCAGAAGGGCAGUGCGCUCGAUCUGGCCAGCUUUGCUGGGGUCUUCUGCGUGCUGGCCGCCGGGAUCAUCCUGGCCUGUCUCAUCGCCAUUGUGGAAAACUGGUGGAACAGGCGUAAGGGAUCGCGGGCCCCAUCCAAGGAGCCGUUUCUACACAGUGGGAUGGAGAACAAGGUGUACAAUUUGGACGAUAAGGAGAUCGACCUGGAGCACCUGCAUAGGAGAGUGAACAGCCUCUGCACUGACGACGACAGCCCCCACAAGCAGUACUCUGCCUCGUCCAUCGACCUGACCCCUCUGGAGGUCGACACCAUCCCUACGCGGCAGGCCCUCGAACAGAUCAGCGACUUCAGGAACACGCACAUCACCACCACCACCUUCAUACCGGAGCAGAUUCAGACUAUAAGCCGCAGCCUCUCAGCAAAAGCCGCCUCCGGCUUCUCGUUCGGCCCAAUGCCCGACCACCGAACUGGCCCCUUCCGAAGCAGGGCACCCAACGGUGGCUUCUUCAGAAGUCCCAUUAAGACCAUGUCCUCAAUCCCCUACCAGCCAACUCCAUCAUCUGUGUACAACCUCAACAAUGACCCCGACAGAGGCACCUCUAUUUGAGCACCGCAGUUCAAGCCCUUUCUCCUUCCAACCAGGGACUUGGUUUGUGAGACCAUAAAUCCGUGGUAGGACUAACCUGAACAUACUUUCUCUUUGUAAGAAACAAAAACAAAACGACGGCCAGGAUCUUAGUUACAGCUUACUCAGAUAUAAUCGCAAUAACUCCAGCCUGUUUGAAGCAAGUAUGUUUUAUUUCUGCUGCAUCUGGAUUCAACGCUUUAGCUGGUGACAGUUUCCAUGUGGUAACCCAUUAAAGGACCCAAUAGCACGACUUGCUAUUAAAAGUAACAAACAUUCAGGCCACAAACACCAGAAUGCUACAUCUUAAACGGUUGCUUAUAUAUGAAGCCGUCAUGUGCUUGUAGAGAUAUUUCUGGCAUAACGUUUAAAAGAAGGAAAUAAACUUAACGUGCGUGUGUGAGUGUGUGUGUGCGUGCGUGUGUGAUCCUUGCAUAAUUUUUUUAGGAAGGGCAAAAACAUCUAGAGGUUGUAUUAUAGGCAGGUGUUUUUUAUUGUACAGUUUAGAUUAAAUCCAGUGUUUCCAUAAGUCCUGGCCUGCCAAAGGUCACUUGUUCCUUUUUUUCCAGGGUAUUAGUAACUUCACUAUUGCCUGAUGUAUAUGUCAAAACAUCCUUAUUGGGCAUAGCCCUUGUUCCCAGUGAUGAAGGAAGCAAAAUGCUAAAUAUCUCGAUUCAUCACAGCUGUUUAAUGGGCAGUAAAUAGCAAAUAUUAACUCUUUAGAUCAGUAGCGCACCAUUUUGUUUUAACUAACUCACCGGAGUAUGGACAUACUUUAGAGACCAGAUUACACCAUCGCAUAAGCUUUUCACCAGUUACAUUUAACUUUAUCAACAACAAAAUGUAAGAUCACUCAAAAAAUUUAAAACAAAUUGAGCUGAAACAUUAACUAACCAAAGCUGUACAAUUACCUAAGUUAAAAUGGUAGCUUUCAUGUUAUCUUACAGCAUGGAAGGAGGCAAUUCAUCCUAUCAGGUCAAUGCUAGCUCUUUGCUAGUGAUCCAAGUAGUUCUAAUAACCUGAGAGGGAUAUGGGCCAAACGCAAGCAGAUGGGACUAGUGUAGCUUCUUGGUUAGCAUGGGCAAGUUGGGCCGAAGGGCCUGUUUCCCUGCUGUAUGAUUCUAUGACUUCACAUGGCUUCACAGUUUCCUCAUAGUCUUAGAAAUAUUCUCUAAAAUCCAUCUUAAAUUUACCCUUGAAUGUGGCCUUAAUUAUGUUAAUGUGGUGCAAACAGAAGUAGAGAAAUUGUAUACAGCAACAUUUCCAGCUGAUUGGCCAGACAAUAUCGUCCCAAAAGAAAAAGUAGGAAUGAUUGCAACACAUGAAGUGGGCUAGUGAUUCAAACCUUUAAACAGUCAGUUUUAUUAAAGGCUAAACUUCGACAAACAAUUUAUUUCAUCAACUUGGUUUGAAAUUUAAGUUGUUACACAUGGGAGCAUGCAUGGAUCUUUUUGCAUUCUGUAA
Messenger RNA from Leucoraja erinaceus (little skate), 10105 nucleotides. RefSeq names its product glutamate receptor, ionotropic, delta 2 (gene grid2). Gene Ontology annotation, molecular function: glutamate-gated receptor activity; transmitter-gated monoatomic ion channel activity involved in regulation of postsynaptic membrane potential. Gene Ontology annotation, cellular component: postsynaptic membrane; plasma membrane. Bases 5555 to 8623 code for a protein of 1022 amino acids. NCBI's taxonomy places the organism in Eukaryota, Metazoa, Chordata, Chondrichthyes, Rajiformes, Rajidae. The record is from RefSeq and is a predicted model, not a curated record. The transcript has 17 exons. Gene Ontology annotation, biological process: modulation of chemical synaptic transmission; monoatomic ion transport; synaptic transmission, glutamatergic.